GGUGAACCAAAUCCCACUGAUUUCUUCGUGCAAGAAGAGGUAAAGGAGGGUCAAACUGUAUCUGCAUUCUGCUCUGUGUCUCACUCCUGCCCCACAUAUCCACCUGAUUUCCACUGGAGUCACUCUGGAGAGCAACAUUUUCAGACACAGAAUCUUCAAAAUGGCCAGUGGAAAGCAACAUCUACUCUGACCUUUCGCUCAGACCGCACUGAUAACAACAAACCUUUACGAUGCAGAGUUACAUACAACGGAGGAAAGCAGCGGGAACCAUCCAAGACAAUUAAAGUAAAAUAUGCUCCAGUGAAUGUGAAGGUCGAGUACCAGUCAGAUGUGAAUGAGGGAGAGACUGCACACCUGAAGUGCUCCAGUGAUGCAAACCCUGUCAGCAGCUAUGAGUGGCACAGUGAAACUGGUGCUCUGCUGAAUAAGGGGCAAACCUACACAAUGUCAAAUGUCUCCAGACACUCAGAGGCCGUGUACUGCACUGCUGUCAAUGAGGAAGGACGAGUCAAAUCAAGCACCCUGAAGCUCAAUGUGUUAUAUGCCCCUGACAUUGAGACUUAUUCUAAGUGCUCCUCAUAUAACGGCAUAGUAAAGUGUGAUUGCAUCGUACAAUCCAGGCCUCCCAGCACGGUCCAUUUUGUUCUUGGUGACAGAGUCCUGCCAAGCAGCAAGGUAGAGAAAAAUGGAUCUGUUACUACUGGGACUCUGCAGACAGACUUUGGGUCCUUCAAGUUUGUGCACUGCCUGGCAAACAACACGUUGGGAAAUGCUAAUCUCACACUCUUUUUACCUGUUAAUGACAACAUGCAGAAUAUUUUCAUAGCCUCUGGAGCAGGUGUGAUUGUUCUGAUAAUUCUGAUAGCCAUUGGAGUGGGAGUUGUUAAAAAAUGCAGGGGGCAAUCAGAUGGCACGCCAAAAUCUGACUUAAGCACCACGACGUCAGACAGACCUGCGGAGCCCCCUCGUUAUGCCCAAACAAAAAGGAAGGAGAACUAUGAGGAUGUCCAUUGCAAUGACAUUUAUGCCAAUGACAGUGUGUAUGGGAACACAGAGACUGACUGGGAUGAAUCAGUAUACGCCAACGUGUAAUAUAUGUGGAAGACCAGCUGCGGUCAGGUCGGAGUCAAGGAAAAAAAAGAUCCUAGUUCUAUAUUCAUCUUAUACCACAUACAUAUUAGGCCUAUAUCAGUUUUCCUGUCAUCUGUCAUUCACAUUUCCUUGUAAAAUAUUGUAAUUAAGAGAAUUUCUGUUUUGUACUUUUGUUUGUCUGAUCAAAUAAUGUGCUUUAAAAAAUUACUAUUAAAGUUUUGCAGUAAUUACAAAGUUGUCAAGUUACUAAAUAUGUUUAUUAGCUGUUUUAUCGCUAUUGUUUUUGUGAUUAGUUAUUGAACAACAGCACGAGGUUUGCUAAUCCUCUUCAUAAAAAAUGACAUUUAACACAUAGUAGCUGUUAAUGUUUUAACUGGAGAAAAUACUCAGGAAAGCGUGUCAAUUUUAAAUCUUAUAUUAGCUACAUUGUGAGUUAAUUAAAUAUGCAUUACAAAUAAAUAGUAUCAAUGCUUACAAACAGCCUAACAGAUAUGGGUGACCACAUCUCCCACUUUAUGUGGGACUAGACUGGAUGUUUAUCUCUCAUCUCAUUAUCCCACUUCUCAUGGCAGUGCGUUGUGAUCUGGUCAGCCUGGUCUGGUCUGUUUAUUCAUUAAUCAGCAACAACCAUCGAGAUAGAAACCAAGAAAUGUGUGCUGUCCUCAGGUCUAAGGAGCUAAAAAAAAAUCAACAAGAAAAAAAAUCAAUAAUAAGAAAGAGUACGCUGAUUGUUGGCAUGGUUGAAAUGACUCCACUUUUUACCCUCAAUGCAAACAUGUUUGUUGAGGUUUAGCCAGAAGCCAAUUGUUUUAAAAGUCUGUGUCACUCCUUUCAAGAUAUGUAUAUAAAGUAGAUGUUAAAUUAAAAAUCUUCAUUUUAAUUAUAAGGCAUAUAAAUCAGACUAACUUAUUUUUUCUUCCACAAUCCUAACCACCUGCUCAGGAUGUUCAAUUCGAGGGUCUGUAUAUGUACAGACGAUAUUUUUAUUUAUCACAGUUGAUUGGAACCAAUUGGUUGUGACAAAGAAAGCUUAUUUUAAACAUAAGUUACCACAGACAGUAAGAACAAAGAUUCUUAAAUAAACUGGCCUCCUUCAGUACUCACUGAAACAUUAG
Molecule: messenger RNA, 2207 nt
Organism: Haplochromis burtoni (Burton's mouthbrooder)
Lineage: Eukaryota; Metazoa; Chordata; Actinopteri; Cichliformes; Cichlidae
Product: sialic acid-binding Ig-like lectin 5
Source: RefSeq, a predicted model, not a curated record